This is a messenger RNA of Prorocentrum cordatum, 3724 nucleotides long. The record is from the annotation of a GenBank genome assembly. Lineage: Eukaryota; Dinophyceae; Prorocentrales; Prorocentraceae.
AUGGGUUGGCGCGCUCCCGUUCCAGAUGCGGGCGCGCUCGCGAUCGCGAGGGCGAGGCUGUGCAACGUAGAGGGCGCCGGCGCUGGCCUUGCACAGAGCUUCGCGGAGUCGAUCGCUGGCAGCGGAUGGGGGAACGUGAAGGAGUCCGCCAUCGCCGAGCACGUCGGCAGAUUCCUGAAGACCGAGGCGGAGUCAACGGGGGGCGCUGUGGCUCUGGAGAUUGCUGGCGCAGGGGCCGGCGGCGUGUCCAAGAUCAAACUGUUCUUGGCGAAGCGCCGUUGCGACUGCGUCAAGACGCAUUGGAAGCACUUCGGGUUGGUCGUCCUCGCUGACCGCGUUCGCGGUGCGGUGGCUUUCCGCAGCCUGGUUCUUAGGCCGACUCAAGUGGCCGCGGCGGCUGUCAGGCCAGCGGCUUCACCGGCGAUGCUGUGGCACCAGACCAGGUUCUUCACGUUCGUUGAGGCCCAGAGGAAGCACACCCACUUCGCUUUGGGCGUGCUUAUCCAGGAAGGUUUAGCCGACGCGUUCGGGCGAUCCGAUCGUUUGCCGGACAAAGGCGAUGCAACCGUUGGCCUGAUCCACCCCGCUGUCAUGGCCCGCGCUGGCGGCUGCGUGGACAUCCUGCGGCAUUUUUCGAACGCUCUGAUCGGCAGCAACGACGCGACCGAGGUCUCCACCGCCAAUGUAGGCCAGGCAAUCGCAUGCGUGGAGCAGAAGACGCGCGUGAGCAAUAUCAAUCAGGCCUCCCACUCCAGCUCCAUGUGGUCGUUUGCCCUGGCAGCCUGUCAACGCCAGCUUGCUUCGACUUCGAAAGGCGAGCUUGGCGACGAGAAGAUCGACAGGGCUAUGCAGAUCUUGGGCGAGGACGCCGCGCUGCCAUCCUUGCUUCGCCGCGCGGGCCGCAUCAGGACAGACGAAGCGUUCGCCGCGAUCGACGAGUCCGUCGACCACUUGUUCGAGGCAACGAUGCUUCGGAACAAGAGGCUGCGCGAGGAGCAGGCGUCCAUGGCGGGGGUCUUCGCAGCCUGCGUCGUGAGGGGUGGCGUCGUGACAGUGAAAGGCGAUGUCGAUGAUCAGGGGUUGCCUGAAGACAUCGCCUUCAUCAGCUACCAAUUGUUGUUUCAACUUGUACAUGAGGCAUCCAUUUGCAAGGGCGGCCUCAAGAACUUGUGCGAGCGUUUGGUGAAGGCUGUUGGGCGCUUCUCCUACGGCCUGACGGGCGCCCUCGAGGCGACUCGCAAUGCUUGCGCCGCCGCUUUCAGGGCCAUCGCCAACGGCGUCGGCAUCCGCAACCGCGUCAAGGACUUGGUCACAAGCAUGGGCGCCUUACCCAAGCACAUGCUAGGGCAGGACCAGGCCGCCUUCCUGCAGUCAGCCUUCGAGAUUGCGGACAUCUGCGACUCAAUCGAUAACCUCACCAUUUGCAACAUCUGCGCUGGCGGAUCGGCACUUUCGCAACGUGGCGGGACAUUUCCCGACGAGCCCGAGCUCGAGGACGCGCCCGUCAAACUUCAGCUGGCGUUUGGCCUGGCGACCGAGGCGAAGAGUUCGCCAAUGGCUGCCCACGUGCGUUCUGCAUUGGCAGGGUCCUUGCGCUCGUCAUGUCAGAAGCUUAGGAUCGCGGUCCACAUCGACGGCGCCAUGGUGGAGGUGGCCUCGGACUCAGGGCCCGAGUGGUGGAAGGAUGUCACCUUGUUCUUUUCUCUCGAGUUCCGCCAGUGCGCCGCCGUCGCCUCCGGGAAGGCUGCGGCUUCGGAUGGGUGCAGGUGGGAAUGCGACGUCGCCGGGGUAGCCUUGCGCGGCAUCUGCGAGGUGAUCGGCAUGUCGACGUCGAGUGCGCUCGCAAAUGGGCCGGCGCCCUGUUGGUUCAACGAUUCGGUCAAGCAGCAGUUUCCCGACCUUAAGGGUGCCGGUCUCGAGAAGGACAUCGCUUCAUGCGUCGAGCCCCGCUGCGACAUCUUCGCAGGAGGGCUUGAGCGAAUGGGGCAGUUGGAAGGCGCUCGCUCCGCGUGCCUAGGAACGGUAAGUCCACGCAUGUAUACUUUGCUGUCCUACUUCCAGGGCUGGUCCGAGGCCGUCGACCUAGCUUGCGAGCGUCCGUUCACGAGGCCUCUGGGUGCGACUGUGGCCGAGAGCAAGGAGCUGCGAAAGGCCAAGGACCCCGACCCGUGCUUAUACGAACUCUCCGUGCUGGCCGACUCGGAAACUUGCGAUGCCAUUGCAGGAGAUGCUCGGGCGCGCGCUGCUCCGGCGACUGCCCCGCUCGGCCCCCGCGCCGCUGGUGCGGCCCGCGCCGCGGCCGCCGCGCGCUCCGCCGGCCUGCAGGCACAAGAGCACCUUGGCCGCCGACGCGUGCGCCUCCGCGGGCGGAGGAGCGGCGCCGCCCCCGCGGAGGCCCCCGCCAGCAGGGUGGCGCGGCUGCUGGGCAUGGGCGACGCCGCGCUGGUGAAGCCCGGUUACGAGACCAUGGUUGGCAGCUGGCUGGUGGGCACCUCUGGCAUGCUCAUCUCGAUGAUCGCGAUAGGCGGCUACACUCGGCUUAGCGGCAGCGGCCUCUCCAUGACCGACUGGCGGAUCGAGGGGCGGCGCUUGCCCAGCGGGGAGGAGGAGUGGACGGCGGAGUUCGAGAAUUACAAGAAGUACCCCGAGUACGAGCGCCUGCACUGCGGCUGCAUGGAGCUGCAUGAGUUCAAGCGAAUUUACUUUAUCGAGUGGUUCCAUCGCAUGUGGGGCCGGACAGUCGGCGUGCUCUUCGGCGUCCCGCUGCUGUACUUCUCCGCGCGAAGGGUGCUCAAGCCGGCCCUGGUCCUCCGGUUCUCGGCCAUGUUCGCGCUGGGGCUGUCGCAGGCCUACGUCGGCUGGUGGAUGGUCAAGAGCGGCAUGGACAAUCCUGAGAUGCACACGCCGUUGCAGGGGCCCAACCAGCGACCGCGUGUGUCACCUUACCGGCUGGCAUCCCAUUGGGCCGCCGCCCUGACACUCUACGUGGGCUGUGCGUGGACCGCCCUGACCCUGCUGAGGCCGAGCCCAGCUGCGCUGCACAGGACCCAGGAGGCCAUCGUGGCGGCGCUGAGGCUCAGGAGGGCCGCCCUGCCCGCGGCAGGCCUGGUGGGCCUCACCCUGCUGAGCGGGCCGUUCGUGGCGGGCAACGACGCGGGGCACGCGUACAACACGUGGCCGAAGAUGCUCGACGACUGGGUGCCGCCCGAGUGGCUGGAGGCCGUGGCCGACCCGCGCGCCGCCUGGCGCGCCUUCUUCGAGGACACCGCGGUCGUGCAGUUCGACCACCGGUGCCUGGCGUACGCGUCGGUGCUGUCGACAAUAGGCCUCUACGGCUACUCGAUGCUGCUGCCGGUGUCGCCGGCCGUCGUGACGGCGAUGAGCGCGCUUCAGCUGGCCGUCGCGGGCCAGAUGCUCCUCGGCAUAGCGACUCUGAUGCUGUACGUCCCGACGGAGCUCGGGGUGGCACACCAGGCUGGCGGCGUGGCUGUCCUCACCGCCCUGGUCUUCGCCCUGCACACGCUGCGCACCCCGGCGGCGGCAGCGGCGGCGUGCCUGUAGCUUCCCCUCCUCCUUCUCCUCUUCCUCCGCCGCCCGGCAAUCCUGUGCUGGGGCAAACCUUCGUAGGUGCACCCCUCUCUUCCUCCUCGCGUCUCGCUCCUGGCUCCUGGUCCUCUGUCCUCCUCGCUCCGCCUCCGCGCUUCCCCUCCUCCUCGUGCCUCCU